AAAAGUCAUCAAAGAUGGAUGCCGAUAAGAACAGUGGUGGUGGUGGCGGUGGAGGUCAGGAGACAAAAGUGAUUUAUCAUAUUGACGACGAGACCACCCCGUAUUUGGUAAAAAUUCCAAUACCAUCGUCUCAGGUGACACUAAGGGAUUUCAAAAUGGUGCUAAAUAAACAGAAUAACAAUUACAAAUACUUCUUCAAAUCGAUGGACGCCGACUUUGGUGUCGUGAAGGAGGAAAUCGCAGACGAUUCGACUAUAUUGCCGUGUUUCAAUGGUCGUGUUGUGUCAUGGUUGGUGUCCGCAGAUGGUACAAAUCAGUCGGACAAUUGUUCCGAUAUGCCCAACAGUGAAUGCGGUGAUUUGAGGCAAACAACAAGGCCUGCCCAACCUCCACCACCCCCGCAGAAAAUGGGUGGUGGGGCUCCAAUUGGUAUCGGUGGUGGUAAUAUGGGAGCGCCCGGGAUAAUUUCGAACCCCAUGAUGCAGCCGCCUCCACCGCUAACAUAUCAAUCAGCAUCGGUUUUGUCUAGCGAUUUGGACUCCACCAGUUUAUUUGGGACAGAGUCCGAAGUAACGUUUGACCGAGAUCUUACAGACUACAGUAGUGUACAGCGGUUGCAAGUACGCAAAAAGCCUCAGCGUCGCAAAAAGCGGGCACCUAGCAUAUCACGAACAUCGAGUUAUUCGUCAAUAACGGAUUCAACAAUGUCAUUGAAUAUUAUUACAGUCAAUAUAAAUAUGGAGGCAGUCAAUUUCCUUGGUAUAUCGAUAGUGGGCCAGUCAAAUCGUGGUGGUGAUGGUGGCAUUUAUGUGGGCAGUAUUAUGAAGGGUGGCGCUGUUGCGUUAGACGGUCGCAUAGAACCAGGCGAUAUGAUUCUACAAGUAAAUGAUGUGAAUUUUGAGAAUAUGACUAACGACGAAGCUGUCAGAGUCCUGCGAGAAGUUGUUCAAAAGCCCGGUCCCAUAAAGCUAGUUGUGGCCAAGUGUUGGGAUCCAAAUCCUAAAGGAUACUUUACCAUACCUCGCACAGAACCUGUUCGACCCAUUGAUCCAGGUGCGUGGGUGGCCCACACACAAGCACUAACUUCACAGGAUAGUAUUAUUCAUCCAGACAUACCCGAGCCCAUUAAAGAACGACUCGACCAAAACAACUUGGAAGAAAUUGUCAAAGCAAUGAUUAAACCGGACAGUGGCUUAGAAAUUCGUGAUCGUAUGUGGCUUAAAAUCACAAUACCAAAUGCAUUUAUAGGGGCCGAUGCUGUUAACUGGGUGCUAGAGAAUGUUGAAGAUGUCCAAGAUAGGCGUGAAGCCCGUCGCAUAGUAUCGGCUAUGUUGAGGAAUAAUUACAUAAAACAUACAGUAAACAAGCUGACAUUUUCCGAGCAAUGCUACUAUGUCGUCAACGAUGACAGAAAUCCACUGCAGUGCCGUUCGAAUUUAAGCCAUGCCGACACGGAAAGUAUUACCAGUGAUAUAGGCCCCCUGCCAAAUCCUCCAAUUUAUAUGCCAUACUCAGCCACAUACAACCCCAGCCACGGCUACCAGCCCAUACAAUAUGGGCUAACUGAGCGCCAUGGCCUCUCGUCUGGAUCUAGCAGUUCGGAUGUUCUCACCAGCAAAGACAUUUCUGCCUCUCAGAGUGACAUAACAUCAGUAAUACACCAAACAAACCAAAUGACCAUCGGCCAUCACGGUUCGAAUAAAUCGUCAGGUUCAUCUAAUCGGGGUGGUGGCAACCUCAACAACGAACAGGACUCCUCGGUCUUCAAUUAUGUCUUGUAGGACGAGGAGGACUUCCUCUCGGCCAGAAGGCGCAGAAGAGGACGAAACAUAAGGCAGGAACUGCAAUGAAAUUAUGUUUAUUAUUCG
This is a messenger RNA of Musca vetustissima, 1868 nucleotides long. It is a transcript of the gene dsh, whose product is annotated as segment polarity protein dishevelled. NCBI's taxonomy places the organism in Eukaryota, Metazoa, Arthropoda, Insecta, Diptera, Muscidae. The record is from RefSeq and is a predicted model, not a curated record. Gene Ontology annotation, biological process: intracellular signal transduction; canonical Wnt signaling pathway. Gene Ontology annotation, molecular function: frizzled binding. Bases 15 to 1781 code for a protein of 588 amino acids. Gene Ontology annotation, cellular component: cytosol. The transcript has a single exon.